This is a messenger RNA of Diceros bicornis minor, 3738 nucleotides long. It is a transcript of the gene TCP11, whose product is annotated as t-complex 11. The coding region runs from base 394 to 1716 and encodes 440 amino acids. Gene Ontology annotation, cellular component: sperm flagellum; acrosomal vesicle. NCBI's taxonomy places the organism in Eukaryota, Metazoa, Chordata, Mammalia, Perissodactyla, Rhinocerotidae. The transcript has 11 exons. The record is from RefSeq and is a predicted model, not a curated record. Gene Ontology annotation, biological process: regulation of sperm capacitation.
ACCCAGGAAGACCAGAGCGGCCCCGAGGCGCACCCGCCGCGCCCCCAUUGACCAGAAGGUCUUUCUGAUUCUGGAGAAGGAAGUGACCCGAGUGUGAUUACUUAAAUGUGACAGGAUUUGAGGCUGAGUCAGUUCAAAACCAUCUUCGUUAUUCUUCUGUUUUGAAUUUGUAGGUGAAGAAUAGCUGACACCUGGGCCACAUGGGGUCGCUGCUGGCUAACAGAACGGCACCAAAGCGGCAAAUUGGGUGCUUUGGAAUACUUGAGAGGUGAACCUGAUGUGGGGUGAAAGUCAAUUGAAUACAGUUUAAGUUCUUGAGGUGGCUAUUUAAGUGAAUCUAUAGGUCUGAUAGAUAGAGUUAACAACGUGUCCAAGCUGAGCAACAAGAUUGGGAUGAAUCAUGAUUUCCACAUGGAAGAGACAGUUUUACCUCCAAGCAGUCUGGAAGGCAAGGUCAAGGAGACAAUGCACAAUGCCUUUUGGGACCAUCUUAAAGAGCAACUAUCAGCUGCUCCCCCAGACUUCAGUUGUGCUCUUGAACUUCUGAAAGAAAUAAAAGAGAUCUUGUUAUCACUGCUGUUACCACGCCAGAACCGCCUAAGAAGUGAGAUUGAAGAAGCUCUGGACGUGGACCUCCUCAAGCAGGAAGCAGAGCGUGGGGCCCUAAAUGUUCCUCAUCUCUCUAAGUAUAUUCUCAACAUGAUGGCUUUGCUGUGUGCGCCAGUUCGAGAUGAAGCAGUGCAGAAGCUAGAGAACAUUACAGAUCCUGUUCGGUUACUGAGGGGGAUCUUCCAGGUUCUGGGUCUGAUGAAAAUGGACAUGGUGAACUACACCAUCCAAAGCCUUCAGCCCCACCUGCAGGAGCAUUCUAUCUGGUAUGAACGGGCUAAAUUCCAGGAACUCCUCAACAAGCAGCCGGGCCUCCUCGAUCACACCACCAAAUGGCUGACCCAAGCCGCAGCAGACCUCACCGCACUGCCUCUGACUUGCCCUGACAAUCCCAACUCCUCCAGCAUGGCCUGCCCCUCUCCAAAUGAGGCAGCCAAUAGCCCAGAGCCUCUCAGCCCCGCAAUGGUGCUGUCCCAGGGCUUCCUGAACCUUCUUCUCUGGGACCCUGAAAAUGAAGAGUUCCCGGAGACCCUGCUGAUGGACAGAACCUGGCUGCAGGAGCUCAAGUCCCAGUUGCAACAGUUAACCAUCCUGGCCUCAGUCUUGCUAGUGGCCAGUAGUUUCUCUGGCAAUGUUCUGUUUGGCUCACCUCAGUUUGUGGAUAAGCUGAAACGCAUAACCAAAGCCCUGACGGAGGAGUUUAACUCCAGGCCUGAGGAGGCUAUGCUGACUGUGAGUGAACAGGUGUCUCAGGAAAUCCAUCAAAGCCUCAGGAACAUGGGCCUUGCUGCUCUGAGCAGUGACAACACAGCAUCUCUGAUAGGACAGCUCCAGAACAUUGCCACGAAGGAGAACUGUGUCCGCAGUGUCAUUGAUCAGCGGAUCCAUUUGUUUCUCAAAUGCUGUUUGGUUCUUGGUGUGCAGCGGUCUCUGUUAGACCUCCCUGGAGGCCUUACUCUCAUUGAGGCAGAACUGGCAGAACUGGGCCAAAAGUUUGUCAACCUAACACAUCACAAUCAGCAGGUGUUUGGCCCCUACUACACGGAGAUACUAAAAACUCUCAUCUCCCCAGCCCAGGCACUGGAAACAGAAGUGGAGUCUCUCUGAUAUAGCACAGGCUCUCAUCCCUGGCACCUUGGACCCAGGAGAGAAGCCCAUCGUUUUCCUGGGGUGACAUCACGGUGACCAGCAGAGCAGCAAGCCCUCUUCCCCUCCUGCAGCCAGGACACCAGGGCUGUAGUGAUCAAGCAUGUAAACACCAGUUGGCCCAAACUCAUUUGCUAAUAAACUUCUGAACUGCAAGCAAACCUCCACUCUUCCUGUGCUGCAGCUGUGGCUAGGCCCUGUGCCCUCGGCCCCCAACUAGCUGAGAAGCCAACAGGCCCCCAAUUUUUCCUCCACUGGCUAGGUGCUCCCUUCAGCAUGCAGAGAUGAAAAGCCAAGACACCCAGGUGCUAGCAUUAUUUUUUCUAAGGGUAGAGCAUUUUUCUGAGGGCCCUGAGAACUCUGUGGAAUUAUCCAAAAUGUUGAGCAUAAGGGCUUCACUGAAAGUCAGAAAUUUGUUUUGUCCAAUUCAGCUCAGGAUUGGGCAUGAUUGAAAGAAGUUAUUAGAAACCUUAUUUCCAGGACCAAAUUUCCUUCAAAUGAUUCAACAAGAAGUCGAGAAAUAGUACGAGUCUCAGCUUUCUCUUCUGCUUGCUGGGUCUGAAGCAGUGUGGAAACUGGGGCUGGAUGAAAAUGGAUGUUGGCUGCUGGCAAGCAUUCUGUUGCAGACAGGUUUCAGAGUUCAUGGGAUUUCUCUCGAGUAUCUGGAGUUCAGGCUUAGACAGUUAGGUCAGUGACUGACUUGGGUCACAUUUAUCCUUGGUCCUGUUCUCUAGCCGAGUGAGUUUCUUGUACCUUCAUCUCUAAGCUUAGAACCCCCUGUUCUUCCUGACAGAGUUGAUGUGGGCAUUCAGAGGUGGAACAGCCUCCAUUCUUCUUCCUAAUUCUGGUCUAGGACUCUGAUUGGCAGUUGUGGUUGUGAGCUACGGGUGGCAUCACAAAUGAGAGCUGUUUUAGGAAGGACUGGGCUUGUCUCCUGGGAUUGUAGAGAUUCAACCGGUUCUUCUCAGGCUGACUGCAGCAGACCAGCACCAGCCUAGUAUGGCCGAAAUGAGGAAAAUGUUCCCUUCAGAUUUGGCCCUUUUUUUUGUAAUGGCAAGAGAAAAUGGAAAUUCACUUAUGUGCUCUCAAGGUAAGGUGGAGAGAAACAAUAUUCUCACCAUUUCAGCAGAUGGAGGGAGCUAAAUAUAACACACAAAUCUAGGAAGAAGAACAGAAGGGGAAUUUGAGUUCUAUUAGCUCGGGGUUUCCUCCUAAUUGACUUCCUUUUUAGAGAGUAGAGCCUAGAUGGCUGACAGCCAGGUCAACAGUGUGACUUUUACUAUGACCAGAAAAGCUGGAGGGCCUGGAUCAUUCAGUUUCCAAUCUUAUAGCUAGACAUCCUCAGAAUGGAGAAGCCCAGAAAAGGGGGCUUGUUGAAUAAACAGAGAGGCUUGCCUAGAUGGAGUCUCUCAUUUGCGACGAUUAAUUUGAAUUUUUAAGAAAUCCACAUUUUGGAAGCUUCAUUAUCCUAGAGGCAGAAGUGCUCUGAAGGGAUUCCUGUGAAGAGGACUGCCUGGUUGGUGGGUACAGACCCUGGACUGACAAUAGAACCUUGCUCUGUACUUCAUAAUUAAAAUCUGGAAUGAUUGAUUUCUUAGAAAUUUUGAGUUGACUUUCUUGUGCUAACCUAAACAAGGAAAGAUAGCGCCAUUCAAUCGUGCCUGCAGUUUGAGGGAUGUAUAUUUAAAAUUAUGGUAAAAUACACAUAAUAUAAAAUUUACCAGUAGUGACAUUUAGUACAUUCACAAUGUUGUGCAGCUAUCACCACUAUCUAGUUCCAGAACAUUUUCAUUACUACAAAAGGAAAUCCCAUACUCAUUAAGCAGUCACUUCUCAUUUUGCCCUCCCUCUAGCUCCUGUCAACGCUAGUCUGCUUUCUGUUUCAAUGGAUUUUCUGACUCGAAAUACAUGGAAUCAUAUAAUAUGAGGUCUUCUGUGACUGGCUUCUUUCACUAAGUAUAAUGUUUUUAAGAGUCAUUAUGU